Molecule: messenger RNA, 1145 nt
Organism: Erigeron canadensis
Lineage: Eukaryota; Viridiplantae; Streptophyta; Magnoliopsida; Asterales; Asteraceae
Exons: 4
Coding region: 121-1029 (302 amino acids)
Source: RefSeq, a predicted model, not a curated record
GUUUUUGUCACUUUAGUUGGUUAGAUAAAAAAAAAAAAAGAAGCGCAGCUGAAGCUGAUAUAGGCAGCCGAACCCUAUUUCUAUUGAGUUUUAUUCACCAAUAAUAAGCACAGUAAUAAGAUGUCUCGUCGUGAUUCCGAUUCCAAAUACCAUCGUUCUCGCUUUGAUCAUCGAGAACCACCACCCACUAGUCCUAAGCGAGCUAGAAGGGAUGGAAAAACAGAAACAGAACGGUCCUCCAGCAUGCUUAAUGUGGAUGGUGUCGACCAUAAUGGCCGAGAUCAGAAACACCAUCGUAGGUUGCAGGAUUCUGUUCCUGUGGAUACCACUGUAACAGCCGUGACAAAGAUGGAACCGGAAACCUUGAGCAAAGCAUCUGACAAAAAAAAUAAUGGAUAUCGUGAGUCAACAAAGAAUUCUUCCGGCAAUAUUGAAGGCACUCUGUCCCGAUCUCACUAUCAGCAUGAUGAGCGUGCUGGGCAAGGUCGUAGCUACAGACACAGGGAAGCUACAGAGCGUGAGAGGUGGAAAGAUUCAAGGGAUCGUCAGAGUGGAAGGGCUACAAACAGAAGUUCGGCUGCUAAUGAUGAUACAAAGGUGAGAGACGUGACAACCAGAUUGGACAGCUCAUACAAAGGACCAUCAGAUUUGAAACAAACUUCAGGGAAAAGACCCUCAUUUCGGGAAACAAAAUUACCAGUUGAUGCUGGAACCAGUGACAAACCAGCCACCCAGGUUAAUGAUGAUAGAACUGAAAGGAAGGAAGAAAGGGGAAAUCCACAAGAGAAGUCACUGGUGAACCGACACAGGACUGAAAUGCAGAGGACGAGGUUUCAAUCUAGUAACAGGAACGGUGGCGGCUUUGGAGGUUCGUUUAGGGAAAGGGAUAGGUUUAACGGGCGGCAAGGGCAGAGUGGUGGGUAUGGUGAGAAAUGGAAGCAUGACCUUUAUGAUGAAGCCAAUAAGAGCCCAAAUACAAAGAACGAAGAGGAUCAGAUUGCAAAGGUCGAAGCCCUGCUUGCUUCAUAGCCAUCUUUAUUGUUUUGUUUAGGUGAAUGUUCAUAUUAUUUGUUUCUGCUGAACUUUUGUGCUACUUGUCAGGUGACGUUUGAUUUUAUUGUCAUUAAGUAAGGAUUUAAGAACAA